AUGGCGGCGGCCGUCGAUAGUGUUGUGAAAGUGCUAGGAGAGCAGUAUUACAAAGAUGCUAUGGAACAGUGCCACAGCUACAACGCUCGCCUGUGUGCUGAGCGCAGCAUCCUCAUGCCUUUCUUGGACUCUCAAACUGGUGUGGCCCAGUCCAACUGCUACAUCUGGAUGGAAAAGAGACACAGGAGCGCAGGCGUAGCUCCAGGACAGCUCUACACCUACCCAGCACGCCGCUGGAGGAAGAAGCGGCGCGCCCACCCUCCUGAAGACCCGCGCCUGGCUUUUCCCCCUCUCAAAGCAGCAGAUCUUGAGCUCGGUCUGAAGCGUGAUGCCCUAGGAGCAGUGGAUGGUAGCAGCCUGGAAGCCCUACUCAAGGGAGAGCCCUUAGACAGGAGAGGAGGUGCGUCAGAUGCCCGGGGUCCCGAGGACGAUCCAGUCACAGCAGAGCCGGCUGCUGCCUCCGCAUCUAGCCACACCUCGUCUGGACGUGUGCGCAAGAGAGUUCUAGACCACGACGACUACUUGGAUGACCUGGAUGAUGAGGAUUUUGAAGAUGAGACCCCCAAGAGACGAGGCAAGAGCAAAUCCAAGGGUCGCAGUGAGAGGAAUGGCAAGAAGAAGACGGAGGCUGCCGCUGCAGCUCUGGAGGAGCGGGACAAACCAUAUGCUUGUGACAUCUGUGGGAAACGCUACAAGAACCGUCCAGGCCUCAGCUACCACUACACACACUCUCACCUGGCGGAGGAGGAGGGCGAGGACCGAGAGGAGAUCGAGGCACCACCCACUCCUCGCCAGCCUGAGGAGCAGAAGACACCUAAGAAGGGUCCUAGUGGUCUGGCUCUGCCAAAUGACUACUGUGAUUUCUGCCUGGGUGACUCCUCCCUAAACCAGAAGACCGGCCAAUCAGAGGAGCUAGUGUCCUGCUCUGACUGCGGACGCUCAGGCCACCCAACCUGUCUGCAGUUCACAGCGGUGAUGAUGGCGGCAGUGAAGACCUACCGCUGGCAGUGCAUUGAGUGCAAGUGCUGCAAUGUCUGCGGCACGUCUGAGAAUGACGAUCAGCUGCUGUUCUGUGAUGACUGCGACAGAGGCUACCACAUGUACUGUCUCAGCCCUCCGAUGACUGAACCCCCAGAAGGGAGCUGGAGUUGCCACCUGUGCCUGGCUCUGCUAAAGGACAAAGCCUCCAUAUACCAGCAGAACCAGAGCUCCACCCCUGAGUGAUUGUCAUUCAACACUUAGCCCCGCCUUGUUGGCAAUGGGACCACAACUCCACACAUCACAUCAGACUCACCUCACUCUGGAGAUGACGGACUCUGUUCGGACUUAGCGGCACGAGAUCGACGAUCAGCAAAAGCAGCGGUCGUCUCAACCGUAUCAGAGAAGGGAGAUUCUCUCAAAACAGACCUCGCAUCUGCAGACACAGGAAUCAAAUUUACUCACUACCAACACAGCUGCCAAAACCCCGAGGCUUGCUUUCUAACACUCAUAUGUACAUAUAUUUAUGCACAUACUCUUUUGGACUGUUACCCACCCGAAAUAUACAUAGAGCACAUGGUAACUAUAGCAGCCACUGUUUCAAUGGGCGCUCCCAGGAGCGUCACUGCUGGAUUAGCCUCACAGCUAAUUAAUUAUCUGCCUCCACCUUCGCGCUCAGGCACAGGUUGUGAAUUGCUAAGGCAGUCUGUGUUUUUGCCAAAUUAACUAUUUUUACUCACUGCAUAGGGGGGUAGGGGAGUGACACGUGUAGAGAUUUUCAAAAAGGAUCCAACUGUCAAAAAGGAUAUUAUUAUUAUUAUUAUUAUUAUUGUUCUAAUUACUGUUAGUGGACUUUUGUAGUGGUGUUUGUCUGUGUUCUUUUGUCUGGUCUUUGAGAGCAUUUCUCUGUUAAAGAGGUUUCCCUGCAGGGGAUCCAUCGGUGCCAAGGUCCAUAGUCACAACAUUAACAUGUUGGUAUGACUUCUCUCAUUGCUUUGUUCAGCAUUCACUUUCUCAGAAGCAUGAAGGCCAUCUUUGAUUUAUUCUGAAGAAAGCAGAAUCUUAUUGAGUAACACCUCAUACUGAUACACAGGCGGUUUGAAACAAGACGUUUAAAUAGGGUGAUAUAAAUUUCGUUGCUGCCCUGGUAAACAAACGCAUUACUUUGGCCCAUUCAGCAAUUAGCUGAAGUGCGACCUUAUUUAGCCUUACUCAUCAAUAGAAAUAAAAUUAUUAUUAGGACUGCUCUAUACCAAUUUUUCAUUGCCAACAUUGAUUUGGAGCUCUAGUCUUGAGUAUUUGGCAGGUACGGAGUACUUGUCUGGUCAAUUCAUUCCACUGAACAACAGUCUUUGGAACAUUGGUUCCGAGUCACGAAAAUAGAAACAAGUGAGCUAUAAUGUGGCCUUUAGUUUUAGAGGGAUACGGCAUCCUUAUGUGCAAAAGGGCACAAAAGGAAUCUGGUUUUGUUGGAUUGCUGAAAUGAUGGAUGUCUUCUUUAGGAUUAGGUUGGAUGUUGGUGAAACUCUGAAACUGUUAAUUCAUUUUAGCAUCUGAAACCACUGUCAAUAUUGAUGCGGCCCUAUUAGUUCAGGAAGCUGUCUUGUGCUAGUUUUCUAUGACCAUCAGUAACUAUCACCCGAGCCAGUCUUAUUAAUCGCCAUGACACAGGUGGGUCUACCCUCACCCAGUUCUCAUCAUAUUACAUCGGUUAUAUAGCUGCUUUUAUUGUUUAUCUCAAAGACAGAUUUGCAUGCCAACUGCACCUGUAUAAAUGCACACAGACACUCACAAAUCUUUUUUUUUAUAUAUUUUUACACAGUGUAUUACUUGAUAUUCCAUUGGUAUGGGGAGUUUUUCUAGUAGAACUUUGUAAAGUAUUCAGUAUAGCUAACAACAUUAAUUGGAAAUAGUUGCUAUCACAUUGUAUGUAUUGUAUUGACCUUUUCUAUUUUGUUACGAAGGUGAUAAGUUGAAUUAUUUUCCAUGAUUAUUUUGAUAUCAUGUCGUAUACCUCCAUUAUGAUUAUUUGUAUUGGUAAGAUGCUGUACUUUUUUUCUUUUCUUUUUUUUUACGUUCCUUUGGUAUUGAAACUGAUUUUAGCCGUACUGAAAUAAAAACGUCAUUGUAA
This is a messenger RNA of Lampris incognitus (smalleye Pacific opah), 3109 nucleotides long. It is a transcript of the gene dpf2l, whose product is annotated as D4, zinc and double PHD fingers family 2, like. Gene Ontology annotation, cellular component: nBAF complex. The coding region runs from base 1 to 1224 and encodes 407 amino acids. The record is from RefSeq and is a predicted model, not a curated record. NCBI's taxonomy places the organism in Eukaryota, Metazoa, Chordata, Actinopteri, Lampriformes, Lampridae. The transcript has 11 exons. Gene Ontology annotation, biological process: nervous system development.